UUUCCGUGCAAAUAUGUCUGGACGAGGUGGCUUUGGUGGACGUGGCGGAGGCCGAGGCGGUGGCCGCGGCGGAGGCCGUGACGGCGGUCGUGGCGGUGGACGUGGUGGUGGCCGUGGAGGCGGUCGCGGUGGCUUUGGUGGCCGUGGUGCUGCGGGUGGCCGUGGUGGUCGCGGUGGUCGUGGCGCUGCGGGUGGCCGUGGUGGCCGUGGCGGGCGCGGUGGCCUCGCGGGUGGCAACAAAGUGCUUGUUGAACCCCAUCGUCACGAAGGCGUGUUCGUCGCCCGCGGCAAGGAAGACGCUCUGGUUACGCUCAACUCGACCCCCGGCAAGUCUGUGUACGGAGAAAAGCGUAUCUCGGUGGAUGUGCCUGCUGCGUCCGGCGAAGGCACGGAGAAGGUGGAAUACCGCGUGUGGAACCCUUUCCGCUCCAAGUUGGCCGCUGCCAUUUUGGGCGGUGUGGACAACAUCUGGAUGGGCCCUGGCGCCAAGGUGUUGUACAUCGGUGGUGCUUCGGGCACGACGGUGUCGCACGUGUCGGAUAUUGUCGGCCCCACUGGUGCCGUUUACGCCGUUGAAUUCUCGCACCGAUCAGGUCGUGACUUGAUCAACAUGGCCAAGUCCCGCACGAACGUCAUCCCGAUCAUCGAAGAUGCCCGCCACCCGCUCAAGUACCGCAUGUUGGUGCCCAUGGUUGACACGAUCUUUGCCGAUGUUGCCCAGCCCGAUCAAGCACGUAUUGUUGCGCUGAACGCGAGCUAUUUCCUCAAGAACGGUGGCCACUUUGUUGUGUCGAUCAAGGCCAGCUGCAUUGACUCGACCGCCCCCGCCGAAGCCGUGUUUGCCCGCGAAGUCAAGAAGUUGCAACAGGACCAAUUCAAGCCUGCCGAGCAACUGACGUUGGAACCGUAUGAGCGCGACCACGCCGUUGUCGUUGGGAGCUACCGCGCCCCCAAGAAGGACAAGUAAGACAGAGCUAUCGCUGAAUCGCGUUUGUGUGAAUAGAUUAAAUAUACAUGGGAGAUGCUUCAAGUCAAGCCGCGCCACGGGGAGAGAAACAAACUGUUGUGUGAAGGCCGUGGGGCGUGCUGGUGUGUGUGCGAUAUCAAGUUGUUGUCGGAGUCCCGAUGAUGACAUGCAUGCGUCGGGCGAUCGGAUUGCCGUAGCAAUAUGGCUUGACGACAGACGCGAGAUGUACAAAUGAAUAUCUCGGAGGGACUCCCAAGUGUGCAUGUUUAGCGUCAGAGUAGAUAGCGCAGGAUGGUGGAAACGUUGUCGUGCGGGGGGUGAUGAGGCGAAGUAGUUGGUGUGUCGUCUAAACAUGAUGUCGAUUUCUUUUCCA
This is a messenger RNA of Aphanomyces invadans, 1340 nucleotides long. RefSeq names its product rRNA 2'-O-methyltransferase fibrillarin. NCBI's taxonomy places the organism in Eukaryota, Oomycota, Saprolegniomycetes, Saprolegniales, Verrucalvaceae. The transcript has a single exon. The record is from RefSeq and is a predicted model, not a curated record. Bases 14 to 967 code for a protein of 317 amino acids. Gene Ontology annotation, cellular component: nucleolus; box C/D methylation guide snoRNP complex; small-subunit processome. Gene Ontology annotation, molecular function: histone H2AQ104 methyltransferase activity; rRNA methyltransferase activity; RNA binding. Gene Ontology annotation, biological process: rRNA methylation; box C/D sno(s)RNA 3'-end processing.